Eucalyptus grandis is the source of this 734-nucleotide messenger RNA. RefSeq names its product SH3 domain-containing protein PJ696.02-like. The record is from RefSeq and is a predicted model, not a curated record. Gene Ontology annotation, molecular function: phosphatidylinositol binding. The transcript has 3 exons. NCBI's taxonomy places the organism in Eukaryota, Viridiplantae, Streptophyta, Magnoliopsida, Myrtales, Myrtaceae. Bases 55 to 480 code for a protein of 141 amino acids.
CUACUUUGUAUUUUGUGUUCAUCUGGUGGUGUAAAUCAGCAGGUUGAGACAGUCAUGUAUGCGAUAAUUACUGUUGUGAAAGUUGGUAUGAUGGUAACCUACAAUAUUGGAACAGGCCUUGUGGUUGCUCGUAGGGAAGACAGCUCAUGGUCUCCACCUUCUGCAAUUUCUUCAUGUGGAAUAGGGUGGGGAGCACAGGCUGGAGGAGAAUUGACAGACUUCGUUAUAGUGUUGAGAUCAACUGAGGCUGUGAAGACAUUUGAUGGUACUGCUCAUUUUUCAGUUGGGGCUGGUUUGAGUGCAGCAGUUUGUGCCAUUGGAAGGGCUGCUGAAGCUGAUGUACGAGUGGGGGAUGGUGGCUGUGCUGCUUGUUAUACGUACAGCUGCAGUAAAGUGUUUUGUUUCCCAAUGCAGAAAACAAGUCUUUGGAGAGUCAAGUGGAGUAGCAGACAUACUUACAAUGAGCCCUGUCUUUGCUGACAACUCAGAAAGUGAAGUGGAUGCAGACACCGAGGAAGCGAGACUUAGUAAUUGAAAUGUAAACAUUGCCGAUACUGUAAAGGUAAGGAGCACAAAGUUGGGAGAAAAUGCUCCAGUAGUUGCUGUAGAAGGUUUGAAAGAUCACGAGGAUCAUCCUGCAGAGCAAACUGCGGAAUUCAAGAAAGCACAAAUUAAUUUUUAAACAAGUCUCCGUUGAAAACCAAAGAAGACGGGGAGCUGUCCUCAGAGUCACC